AUGUCUAACGUUAACCAACUUAUCCUCAAAAUUUCCAAUGUUGUGGGUUUCGCUUUGGUACUUGUCGUAUGCUAUGCUUACCCGCACCAUAAAGAUGAAAAUGAACACAGGGACAAAAUUUUAAUUUACCCGGCUCUAUGGGUAUUCAAAAUCUGGCUUCCUAUUUUUGGGUUGUUGGCUGGUUUUCUGGUUUAUCAGUUCUUCGAAGCUGCUAAUAGUGCGACUGUUGAAGGGAUUAAAUG
Ambispora gerdemannii is the source of this 242-nucleotide messenger RNA. The record is from the annotation of a GenBank genome assembly. NCBI's taxonomy places the organism in Eukaryota, Fungi, Glomeromycota, Glomeromycetes, Archaeosporales, Ambisporaceae.